Cicer arietinum (chickpea) is the source of this 1985-nucleotide messenger RNA. RefSeq names its product B3 domain-containing transcription factor VRN1. NCBI's taxonomy places the organism in Eukaryota, Viridiplantae, Streptophyta, Magnoliopsida, Fabales, Fabaceae. Gene Ontology annotation, molecular function: DNA binding. The record is from RefSeq and is a predicted model, not a curated record.
CGCUCUGUUCCAAACUCCAAACGGAAACAACAAAAGUGGUUUUAAAAAAAAAACUGGAAAUGAGAAAGUUGUUUGGAAAUUCCAAACUGGGAAAACCUCUGAUUUUGUGCUCACUCACUGAGUCACCAACUCGUUAUUAGGCCAAAUUUUAUGCCUUUUUUUUUCUUGGUGGGGUGUUUUUUUAUAACCCUUUAAAAAGUUGAAACAAAAAAAAAACCAUUGUUUUAGUCAAAAAAGCUGAGAAGCUUGCAAAAUGCAAAGGGUAUAGUGAGUGAUGUUGAAGUAGAUCUGAAAGUUGAAGCAAUUCAACUAACUAGAGCUCAAAAGAUUUCAACUUUGAUUCAAAGGGACAUCCAUCAAAUGCUUUAAGGUUUUUGUUUUGGUUUUUCUCAGUGUCGGAAAAUGCCUUGUCCUUCAUUUCACAAGCUUGUUCUACCCUCUACUCUACAAGCUAAGCAACUGAGGCUUCCAGAUAAUUUUAUGAGAAAAUAUGGGGGCCAGAUUUCUCCAAUCGUUACUCUCACAGUUCCUGAUGGCAGUGUAUGGCGUGUAGGAUUAAAAAAGUCAGACAACAAAUUUUGGUUCCGUGAUGGUUGGAAUGAAUUUGUUCAUCGCUAUUCCAUCAGUACUGGAUACUUGUUACUUUUUAGAUACGAAGGAAAGUCGUCUUUCAAUGUUAAUAUUUUCAGUUUGGCUACUUCUGAGAUUAACUAUCAAUCAUCGACCGCACAAAGCAGUAAGGAAGGGCCUUACUAUGCAAAAUGUCUUAAGAUUUUCGAAGAAUUGGAAGACGAAGAUUCCAUUGAAUUACUGGAUUCGAUGCCUUCAAAACUUACUCCUGGCCCAUUGCAAAACAAAGCUUUUUCUGGAUCAGCUGAUAAAUUCACACCCGGCAAGUCUCAUUCGCCUCCAGCCCUACAGAAUCUGUUCAAUGCAUCUAAACUUAAUAGCAUAAACUGGGGAGACGGUGGGAAUACUCUUUCUUCCAGAAGCGCCAAUUCGGUAGACAACCAUUUGACCAGAGAUAUAGGUCUCCAGUUUAAUGUAGUUGAGUUUAAAAAGUCUACCGAAGAAGUGAAGCUGCGAGCGGCUAUCGAUGAAAAGGUUAAAAAAUCUGCUACAAAGAAGCGGAAAUCAGUUUGUGAAAGUACAGAUGUCCAGGAACCUUCUUCUGAUCAUGAAGACGAGGUAGAAAUGCGUAAUAGAUUUUACGAAAGUGCAUCUGCAAGGAAAAGAACCGUGACAGCUGAAGAACGAGAAAAAGCGAUUAAUGCAGCAAAAGAGUUUGAACCAACUAAUCCUUUCUGCCGCGUUGUCCUGCGGCCCUCCUAUUUAUAUAGAGGAUGCAUAAUGUAUCUUCCAUCCUGUUUUGCAGAGAAGCAUUUGAACGGCGUUUCAGGAUUUAUCAAACUUCAAAUCUCGGAUGGGAGGCAGUGGCCGGUUCGCUGCCUUUAUAGAGGGGGUAGAGCUAAGUUAAGCCAGGGAUGGUUUGAAUUCUCAUUAGAGAAUAAUUUAGGGGAAGGCGAUGUCUGUGUGUUUGAGCUGCUCGGAACGAAGGAUGUAGUGCUGCAAGUUACUGUUUUUCGUAUUACUGGGGAUGAAGGACCGUUGAGCCCGCCGCCUUUGCAGCAAAACCAACAUGUGAGGCCAGCUAAACUGUUAACCAGUCCCUUUCAGCAUCACCUCACUUCAACUAAACUGCAUGGAAAUUAACUUCAUUUCUGAUAGACCAUAGCUAAACUUAAGUAUUAGUAUCGCAUGUUUCUGUGUGAUCGGCUUGUGAUCUAAACUUAGACGCCUUUCAUGUCCGACAUUUCAGAAUGACUUCAGUGUAACAUAGUUUUUAGCAUGUUGUCGGUUUGCUUGGUUUGUAAAUAGAUGGUUUCAAUCUAGCUUAUAUCAGAAACUGAAGAAGGUUGUUUCUGUUUUUCUUUUCUUUUUUUUUCCUUUCAAUUAAGUUAUGUUUAAGAGCUUCUCUUCCACUA